AUGCUCGCCACCCAGGCAACUCACAGGCACGAAGAGAGGAUCCAACACCUGGAGGCCGUGGUACAGUUCCUUUUGUUGAAGGCAGACCCCGUCCAAGUUCCAGUCGCUCCAGCAGCCUCACCUAACGUUGAUAGGUUCCGAUACUUGACCGGUCGAGGGCUUGAGCCUAUUUCUCCCCGUGACAACUCUCGCCUCAAGCUCCCCUCAGGCAGAAUUGUGGCAGCCCCAACCAACCCUUCCUCCUCGACCACGGGCCACCACCCUGACGCUUAUCCACCCGCACUCGGAGGCCCAGCCAGCACCCUCCACGCCGGCCUCCUCAGCGUCCUGGCCCUUGCCACCCCCCCUUGCAAACGGCCAGCCCCGCCGGACCAGCCCGUCCUCUUCGCCUCCCCCCAGGCCGUUGAACGCCGCUGCAGCAUGGACAAGCCGCUCGGCACCAAUCUUCCCAGGCUUGGGCUCGCCCAACUCGACUACCACAACGCCCUUGCCAUCCUCCCCACCGACCUCCGCCUUUCCACCCAGCUCAGCCACCUUGCCGCCGCCAAACUCCGCCCGCUCCUCAAGCCCUUUGGACCCCACGUCCAGCCCAGCCUCACCUCCACCGCUACACCACACUCGCCGCAGCCCAACUCCUCCUCCAGCCAGAAGCUCCAAGCCCAUUCUUGCCUGCACAUUCAAACCACCCCCGGGCACUCGCGCGACAUCCCAAGCGCCAGCUGCCCAACCAGACCGGAAGCACCCCGCCGGCGCCAAUCACAGCGAGCCUUGAUCAGCUCGCCCGCGCCCUUGCCUCCCCUCCAUCCCCUUGCCAACCCAGCCCCCAUCGAGAAAGGCCAGCCCAGCCUCCCCGCACCCCGCGAACCCCUCAAUGAAGUCCCUGGUUCUUCACCGCCAGAGAUCCUCCCAGCUUCCGGAUUUACCCCCAGGCAUGCACAAGCCCAACCACCCUGCCCGUCCAGCCUAACUAUGUCCUCCCGCCCCGCGCUGGCCUCUCCACCUCACUUGCCCUCCUGCUCCCCGCACAACUUGCACCAUUCUCCCCUGCAGAUGGCCUCGCUCAGCUUCUGCUACGGACAAACAUCAUCCUUCACCUUCUUCUUGACCCCCCACGCCAACGGGGGGGAUUGUCUCUUUGUAGAUGCCACUAGACCAUUUGCAGGUUCACAACGCGGCAAAGGUGGAGGUGCUGAGGCUUCUUCUCUUGGUGCUUUCCAAGCCGCUCUACUCGCCGCCCAAACUCCUCCUCAACACCAACAUUGCUCCUCUAAGAACAACUUCAGUAGCCCCGCAUGCGCCUUCAACACCCUUGCUACCGGACUCGGCAGGAUCACUCAGGGCAAGAUUGGCAUCAGCCCCAAACGCAGCUCCAUCUCUGCUCCUCCCCUGAACCCUUAA
This is a messenger RNA of Puccinia triticina, 1398 nucleotides long. RefSeq lists its product as uncharacterized. The coding region runs from base 1 to 1398 and encodes 465 amino acids. The record is from RefSeq and is a predicted model, not a curated record. The transcript is spliced from 5 exons. NCBI's taxonomy places the organism in Eukaryota, Fungi, Basidiomycota, Pucciniomycetes, Pucciniales, Pucciniaceae.